AGCAGCAGAACUUUCAGUCUGUUUACCGAUCCAUCUUUGCCAUGAAACGUUUCAAAUGAAACAAAUCUGCUCAAAUUGUCCUGUUCCCUCCUCAGGGUCACCGUGGAUCAGUGUUGAACCUUAGGAACUGUACCUCUGUUGACUCACAAGAGCUCUCAAAAUUCUCAUCUUCUAGUGGAGCAGUUGAGAUGUUAGUGACACAGUGUUACAUUUAAAUCUGCCACUGGAUCUUGUCUUUCCUCAAGUCCAGGUUAGUGCCAAGAACAUCAUGAAGAUUGAGAUCAUCACAUCCUUUAUUUAGUCAGGAGAUCUUAGUGCAACAUCUCACUUGGAUGAUAGCCAUAAAGUAUCAUUUCAGACCACACAAAUUGCUUUACACUAAAGAAUAAUAAAGACCAUCACAUUACAUUACAAUAUAAAUUUUAUUAUUAUUAUUGCAUUGCAAUGCAAAUUUAUAUUGUAAUGUAAUGUAAUGUAAUCAUGCCUUCAUAGACUUGUAGAUGUAGUGUAGAGACUUGUGCCACUAGAUGUAGCUCUAUGAUCACCAAAGCAAACGUUUUGAGUCUUUUUCAUUGUUUGUCCUUCCUGACUGCCCGUAGAGUUGACUGUGUAUCACUGGGAAAAGCCAGGUUGCUUUCAGUGUUCACUGUCUGCUCUGCAGUUAAGUCAGGGCUGGAAGCUUUUUUGUUUUAAAUACCAUGCGGAAAUCCAUUACUGGGUAGAUCAUGUAUUAUGUAUCUGGGAUGAGUAAUAGCAGGAUGGGUCAUAAUUUUGUAUCAUGUUUCUGUAUUUUAUAUGGCUUGCUUUCCACUUGUAUAUGUUGCUAGUCGUGUCAGCCCUGUACAACAGAGUGGGCACCGUCUUCCCUGCAGUUGAUCGAGUUCACGUGCUGAUGUGAAUAAAUAAAUCUCUCAUCACCAUUAAAAGACCGCUUCCAUCUCCCAUGCCAUGUUCUUUCAUGGGACGCACUCACCCCAUAUGCAGCAAACAACACAACGCAGAGUCAAGGAGGGCUGAGUUGUAGUGGAGAAGCGUAGGCUGAGUAAACUUCAUUACGUUCCCUAAGUUAGAAUGGUAAUUGGGCACCCCGGACAAUGCCGUUACACAUUUUGGGCAAUUCAUAUAUUCAUGGCAGAGGUCCGGCGCUACUAAAGUUUUGAGCGACAUUGCACAGGCCCAAUGGAAUUCAGCAAAUCAGAGGACUAGGAAAGCGCUACCUUCCACUAUCCAAGGAUUCGCCACCUGCGUUGUCAGGCCUAUAAAGGUACGUCCCUCUGCUGACCAUAAAACAGAUUAAUUUACCUUAAGUGCUAAGAGAAUAUAAGCAUUAUUAUUAUUAUUAUUAUUAUUUAAACCACGACUGAUCAUUGUUAGAAUAUUGCGUUAUCUAACGUGAACACGUUUUUGUAAUGUUACAAAACGUAAUAUUAAGUUGUAGAGCUGUGCAUUUUGUUAAAGGCUGCUUUGUUUUGUUUCUUAUUUUGUUGUUCAAUGAAUGGUUGAGCAAUGAUUGAGCAGUUACGGUGUUGCAAUAGGAUCAUAUCUCAAAUAGAUGUCAAUGUGACACAAUGUUUUUGAUUGAUCAAUUGCAUACCUGCUAGCCUCCUUUUGGCCCACACUGUAUGUUAGUCACUUUGAACUUUGAAACAUUUUAUUUAACAUUUAAACAUUUUUUUAUGUUGUGUGGGAUCGUUUCUUCACUGUGGCUCACCUGGUCACCAACAAGGCAGGACAAUCUACAACAAAAAAAAAAAAAAAAAACAGCUAAGUCACGUCUGAAAGGCAGUUAUCUAUGGAAGUAUGUUUAUUUUGAGUUUUUCAUUAUAGUACAUCUUAAUAUUGUAAGAGUGUUUUCUUUUUAUUUUGUAGACUAUAUCGUAUACAAGUGACUUGGUUGUAGACCAGAACAACGCUGGGAAAGAAGCGUUUGCAAAGAAAAUAAACAACUAAAUUGCAAUGCUGACAUUGGGAUAGUUGGACAGUUUGAAAUCUUCAGAGAGGUCAGGAAAAGAGUGGCACAUGCGUCUUGACUUCCACCACUGGGUUGGGCUUUCUUUAAAAAAAAAACAACUAAAAAAACAGUGAACCAGUUCCAAAUUCAAAGGUCAUUGUUUGUUGUUCAGGGUGUUUUCAUCUUAUAUGGAUGCAAUGUUACCUAGAAUAAAUGGUUGUCUGUUGUGAUUUAUUUUUAUACUGGUAAAUCUGUUUGGUAUUCGUGUUUUGGCAGCACAUUCAUUGUACGAAUGGCAUGAACUCUAAUGGAUCCAUUUGAAUUUCCUUUUAUUGUUUAGUUUAGAUCAUGGCAGCAUGGAACAACAAAAUUAAAACUUUAUAUCAUCUAUUUCGCCCUUGUUUGAUACGAUUUGUGCGUGUCAGUACUGAAAACAAACAAACAAAAAUUUUAAAUAAAAAUUAAAAAAAAUUUUAUUUGUAAGUAUUUCAGUGACAGCUAGCCACUACAGAGUCUGAUGGACAUAGGAGUUCUAAUAUCAGACAAAUGGUUGGAAAAUGAGUGCCUCAUUACAUUUUUUAUUCUGGACGUUAUCUUAGCGACUAAAUUUAUAUAUGUUUUAUAUAUAGUUUUAUUUAACGUUUGCGCUAAAUAGUUUAAUUACAGUCCUUCUAGAGCAAGGGAGCUGUUUAUCGGAAAUCAGGUUGUUCUCUCUUGGUCUGCCAGCUGGUACUGGGCGUGUUCUUUCAUUUGUGCGAGUCAUUCACAUGAACAUGGAUCAGAUGGAUCAGAGCUCGGCUGAAAGAGUCGCCCUGUCAAACAUGGACACGCAGGGUCAGAGUGGAGGAGAGCAGCUCAGAGGUGUGGACAGAGACAAAGCUCCUCCAUCUGCAGCCACUCCUGGUGAGGACCAUGACAAGCAGACCAGACCUCAGAGCUCAAAGCAACUUCCAUCAUUUGAAUCUGGACCUGGACUAAGAUCUCAGUAUCGACCUGCUCCCAGAUAUAUGUCUGUGAAGAGUGACCGGUCAAUUUCAAGAAUGAUUGACUUCAAAGCCAAACAUGAGUCUGGAGAACAAAGGUUCCUUCAGGAGAAACCAGAAGAGUCUGAACUCUGUGGCGUGUCUAUGAGUGACUGGUCAAGGGCGAGAAGCAUUGACUUCAGAGGUGCGCAGGAGUCACUAGAUAAGAGAGAAGAUCAAUUGAUCUCAGAUGUCCAGCAGCAUGAGACAGAUGUGGACUCCACAAUGCAGCACUUGGAUAUGAUCGUCCUGAACCAGGUGAAAAGGGAACUGAAGAGAGUUCACAGGUUUCUCAGUCCAGAUGACCAGACACACCUGGAUGAUGAGGAAGAGGAGGAACUGAUGUGUGAAGAGGAGCAGAUGAGGUGCAGCAGAGAAGCAUUCCUGAAGUACAUUGUGAACAUCCUGAGGAGCAUGAAGAACGAGGAGCUUGCUGAUCGUCUGUGGAGCAGAAGUCUUGCUGCAGGGUGUAAAGGACGACUGAAGAGGAGCCUGCAGAAGAAGUUCCACAAAGUGUUUGAGGGAGUUGCUAAAGCAGGAAGCUCCACCCCUCUGAAUCAGAUCUACACAGAGCUCUUCAUCACUGAGGGGGGCACAGACCGGGUCAACCAGGAGCACGAGGUCCGACAAAUCGAAGCAGCAGCCAGGACCCAGACCAGACCAGAAACUACCAUCAGACCAGAAGACCUCUUUACAGCCUCACCUGACAAAGACCGACCAAUCAGAUGCCUGCUGACGAAGGGCGUGGCUGGCAUUGGGAAGACCCUCCUGACACAGAAGGUGACUCUGGACUGGGCUGAAAACAAAGCCCACCAGAACUUCCACCUUGUGUUUCCUUUCACCUUCAGAGAGCUGAACCUGCUGAAAGAGAAGCAGUUGAGUUUGGUGGAACUUGUUCAUCUCUUCUUUCCUGAAACCAAAGAUUCCGGACUCAGCAGCUUUGAAGGAGUCCAGGUUCUGUUCAUCUUGGACGGUCUGGACGAGUGUCGACUCCCUCUGGACUUCAAUAGUCGAGUCCUGACAGCAGCUACAGAGUCCACUUCGGUCGAUGUCCUGCUGACCAACCUCAUCAGAGGGAAGCUGCUUCCCUCAGCUCGCCUCUGGAUCACCUCACGACCUGCAGCAGCCAAUCAGAUCCCUCCUGAGUGUGUGGACAUGGUGACAGAGGUCAGAGGGUUCACUGACCUCCAGAAGGAGGAGUACUUCAGGAAGAGGUUCAAAGAUGAGGUGCAGACCACCAUCAUCUCUCACAUCAGGAGCUCACGAAGCCUCUACAUCAUGUGUCACAUCCCCAUCUUCUGCUGGAUCACUGCCACAGUUCUGGAGGACAUGUUGAAGAGCAGAGAGAGUGGAGAGCUGCCCAAGACCCUGACUGAGAUGUACGUCCACUUCCUGGUGGUUCAGGCCAAAGUGAAGAAACUCAAGUACCAUGGAGGAUCUGGGACAGAUGAAGUUUGGGAUCCUGAGAGCAGGAAGAUGAUUGAGGCUCUGGGAAAACUGGCCUUUGAGCAGCUGCGGAGAGGAAACUUGAUCUUCUAUGAAUCAGACCUCACAGAGUGUGGCAUUGAUGUCACAGCAGCUUCAGUUUACUCUGGAGUCUUCACUCAGAUCUUCAGAGAGGAGAGAGGACUGUACCAGGACAAGGUCUUCUGCUUCGUCCACCUGAGUCUCCAGGAGUUCCUGGCUGCUCUUCAUGUCCACCUGAAGUUCUUCAACUCAGGAGUCAAUUUGCUCGAUUCACAACAAACACAGAAAGUGCCAAGACUCUUGAGAAACAGACUCCACACAGAACAGUUCUACCUGAGAGCCAUAAAUGAAGCUGUGAAAAGUUUAAAUCGACAUCUGGACCUGUUCUUGCGCUUCCUUCUGGGUCUUUCUCUGCCGACCACCCAGAGUCUCUUCCCUGGAUUGUUGACUCAGACAGGAAUUCACUCUUGGACCCACCAGGACACAGCAAAGCUCAUCAAGAAGAAGAUUAGCAAGAAAGUGUCUCCAGAGAGAAUCAUCAACCUGUUCCACUGUCUGAAUGAAGUGAAGGACACUUCUCUAGUGGAAGAGGUCCAACAGCAGCUGAGAUCAGGGAGUCUGUCCACAGAUCAACUGUCUCCUGCUCAAUGGUCCGCUCUGGUCUUCAUCUUAGUCUCCUCAGAGGAGCAUCUACGUGUCUUUGACCUGCAGAAAUACUGUGCUUCAGAGGAGGCUCUUGAGAGGCUGCUGCCAGUGGUCCAGGCUUCAAAUGAAGUUCUACUGAGAGACUGUCGACUGUCAGAGGGAAGUGGAUCUCUUCUGGCCUCAGUCCUCAGCUCUCCCUCCUCUAGUCUGACACACCUGGACCUGAGCAACAACAAGCUGGAGGAUCCAGGAGUGGAGCUGCUGUCUGCUGGACUGGAGAGUCCUCACUGUCACCUGGAGACUCUCAGGCUGAGGAUGUGUGAUCUCUCACAGAGAAGUUGUUCUCUUCUGGCCUCAGUCCUCAGCUCCCCGUCUUCUAGUCUGACACACCUGGACCUGAGCAACAACAGGCUGGAGGAUACAGGAGUGGAGCUGCUGUCUGCUGGACUGGAGAGUCCACACUGUCACCUGGAGACUCUCAGGUCAGAACACAGCAGCUCACCUCUUCAGUUCUGGUCCACAACUGGAUGGUUAUUCUUCUCGUUUUGGAGAGAGAAUUUUGCUUCACUUCUGAGCAUUAAAGUGUUGUGUCACUGUGACAUCGGCAUCUUCCACAGGCUGUGCUUCUGUCAGCUGUCACAGAGAAGUUGUUCCCAUCUGGCCUCAGUCCUCAGCUCUCCCUCCUCUAGUCUGACACACCUGGACCUGACCAACAACACCCUGGAGGAUCCAGGAGUGGAGCUGCUGUCUGCUGGACUGGAGAGUCCACACUGUCACCUGGAGACUCUCAGGCUGGUCUGCUGUCAGCUAUCACAGAGAAGUGGUUCCCUUCUCGCCUCAGUGCUCAGCUCUCCCUCCUCUAGUCUGACACAACUGGACCUGAGCAACAACGACCUGGAGGAUUCAAUAGUGGAGCUGCUGUCUGCUGGACUGAAGAGUCCACACUGUCACCUGGAGACUCUCAGACUGUGCUUCUGUCAGCUGUCACCGAGAAGUGGUUCACUUCUGGCCUCAGUCCUCAGCUCUCCCUCCUCUAGUCUGACACAACUGGACCUGAGCAACAACACCCUGUUUGAUUCAGGAGUGGAGCUGCUGUCUGCUGGACUGGAGAGUCCUCACUGUCACCUGGAGACUCUCGGGUUGAGAUUCUGUCAGCUGUCGCAGACAAGUGGUUCCCUUCUGGCCUCAGUGCUCAGCUCUCCCUCCUCUAGUCUGACACACCUGGACCUGAGCAACAACAACCUCGAGGACUCAGGAGUGGAGCUGCUGUCUGUUGGACUGGAGAGUCCUCACUGUCACCUGGAGACUCUCAGCCUGUCAGGGUGUAUGGUCUCACAACGAGGCUGUGCUUCUCUGGCCUCAGCUCUGAGCUUGAACCCAUCUCAUCUGAGAGAGCUGGACCUGAGCUCCAAUCUUCCAGAUGGACCUGGACUGGAGCUGCUGUCUGCUGCAUUGAACAGUCCAGACUGGAGGCUGGAGACUGGUGGAACAUUGUGGAUCACAAUAUUGAACAAUAGGAACUCUGGUACUGGGCGUGUUCUUUCAUUUGUGCGAGUCAUUCACAUGAACAUGGAUCAGAUGGAUCAGAGCUCGGCUGAAAGAUUCGCCCUGUCAAACAUGGACACGCAGGGUCAAAGUGGAGGAGAGCAGCUCAGAGGUGUGGACAGAGACAAAGCUCCUCCAUCUGCAUCCACUCCUGGUGAGGACCAUGACAAGCAGACCAGAACUCAGAGCUCAAAGCAACUUCCAUCAUUUGAAUCUGGACCUGGACUAAGAUCUCAGUAUCGACCUGCUCCCAGAUAUAUGUCUGUGAAGAGUGACCGGUCAAUUUCAAGAAUGAUUGACUUCAAAGCCAAAAAUGAGUCUGGAGAACAAAGGUUCCUUCAGGAGAAACCAGAAGAGUCUGAACUCUGUGGCGUGUCUAUGAGUGACUGGUCAAGGGCGAGAGGCAUUGACUUCAGAGGUGCGCAGGAGUCACUAGAUAAGAGAGAAGAUCAAUUGAUCUCAGAUGUCCAGCAGCAUGAGACAGAUGUGGACUCCACAAUGCAGCACUUGGAUGUGAUCGUCCUGAACCAGGUGAAAAGGGAACUGAAGAGAGUUCACAGGUUUCUCAGUCCAGGUGACCAGACACACCUGGAUGAUGAGGAAGAGGAGGAACUGAUGUGUGAAGAGGAGCAGAUGAGGUGCAGCAGAGAAGCAUUCCUGAAGUACAUUGUGAACAUCCUGAGGAGCAUGAAGAACGAGGAGCUUGCUGAUCGUCUGUGGAGCAGAAGUCUUGCUGCAGGGUGUAAAGGACAACUGAAGAGGAGCCUGCAGAAGAAGUUCCACAGAGUCUUUGAGGGAGUAGCUAAAGCAGGAAGCUCCGCCCCUCUGAAUCAGAUCUACACAGAGCUCUACAUCACUGAGGGGGGCACAGACCGGGUCAACCAGGAGCACGAGGUCCGACAAAUCGAAGCAGCAACCAGGACCCAGACCAGACCAGAAACUACCAUCAGACCAGAAGACCUCUUUACAGCCUCACCUGACAAAGAGCGACCAAUCAGAUGCCUGCUGACGAAGGGCGUGGCUGGCAUUGGGAAGACCCUCCUGACACAGAAGCUGACUCUGGACUGGGCUGAAAACAAAGCCCACCAGAACUUCCACCUUGUGUUUCCUUUCACCUUCAGAGAGCUGAACCUGCUGAAAGAGAAGCAGUUAAGUUUGGUGGAACUUGUUCAUCUCUUCUUUCCUGAAACCAAAGACUCAGGACUCAGCAGCUUAGAAGGAGUCCAGGUUCUGUUCAUCUUGGACGGUCUGGAUGAGUGUCGACUCCCUCUGGACUUCAAUAGUCGAGUCCUGACAGCAGCUACAGGGUCCACUUCAGUAGACGUCCUGCUGACCAACCUCAUCAGAGGGAAGCUGCUCCCCUCAGCUCGCCUCUGGAUCACCUCACGACCUGCAGCAGCCAAUCAGAUCUCUCCUGAGUGUGUGGACAUGGUGACAGAGGUCAGAGGGUUCACUGACCUUCAGAAGGAGGAGUACUUCAGGAAGAGGUUCAAAGAUGAAGAGCAGACCACUAUCAUCUCUCACAUCAGGAGCUCACGAAGCCUCUACAUCAUGUGUCACAUCCCCAUCUUCUGCUGGAUCACUGCCUCAGUUCUGGAGGACAUGUUGAAGAGCAGAGAGAGUGGAGAGCUGCCCAAGACCCUGACUGAGAUGUACGUCCACUUCCUGGUGGUUCAGGCCAAAGUGAAGAAACUCAAGUACCAUGGAGGAUCUGGGACAGAUGAAGUUUGGGAUCCUGAGAGCAGGAAGAUGAUUGAGGCUCUGGGAAAACUGGCCUUUGAGCAGCUGCAGAGAGGAAACUUGAUCUUCUAUGAAUCAGACCUCACAGAGUGUGGCAUCGACAUAACAGCUGCUGCAGUUUACUCUGGAGUCUUCACUCAGAUCUUCAGAGAGGAGAGAGGACUGUACCAGGACAAGGUCUUCUGCUUCGUCCACCUGAGUCUCCAGGAGUUCCUGGCUGCUCUUUAUGUCCACCUGAAGUUCUUCAACUCAGGAGUCAAUGUGCUCGAUUCACAACAAACACAGAAAGUGCCAAGACUCUUGAGAAACAGACUCCACACAGAACAGUUCUACCUGAGAGCCAUAAAUGAAGCUGUGAAAAGUUCAAAUGGACAUCUGGACCUGUUCCUGCGCUUCCUUCUGGGUCUCUCUCUGCCGACCACCCAGAGUCUCUUCCCUGGAUUGUUGACUCAGACAGGAAUUCACUCUUGGACCCACCAGGACACAGCAAAGCUCAUCAAGAAGAAGAUCAGCAAGAAAGUGUCUCCAGAGAGAAUCAUCAACCUGUUCCACUGUCUGAAUGAAGUGAAGGACACUUCUCUCGUGGAAGAGGUCCAACAGCAGCUGAGAUCAGGGAGUCUGUCCACAGAUCAACUGUCUCCUGCUCAAUGGUCCGCUCUGGUCUUCAUCUUAGUCUCCUCAGAGGAGCAUCUACGUGUCUUUGACCUGCAGAAAUACUGUGCUUCAGAGGAGGCUCUUGAGAGGCUGCUGCCAGUGGUCCAGGCUUCAAAUGAAGUUCUACUGAGAGACUGUCGACUGUCAGAGAGAAGUGGAUCUCUUCUGGCCUCAGUCCUCAGCUCUCCCUCCUCUAGUCUGACACACCUGGACCUGACCAACAACACCCUGUUUGAUUCAGGAGUGGAGCUGCUGUCUGCUGGACUGGAGAGUCCUCACUGUCACCUGGAGACUCUCAGGCUGCACUUCUGUCGACUGACACAGAGAAGUUGUUCUCUUCUGGCCUCAGUCCUCAGCUCUCCCUCCUCUUGUCUGAUACACCUGGAUCUGAGCAACAACAAGCUGAAGGAUUCAGGAGUGGAGCUACUGUCUGCUGGACUGAAGAGUCCACACUGUCACCUGGAGACUCUCAGGCUGCACAUCUGUCAGCUGUCAUACAGAAGUGGAUCUCUUCUGGCCUCAGUCCUCAGCUCCCCAUCUUCUAGUCUGACACACCUGGACCUGAGCUACAACAACCUGGAGGAUUCAGGAGUGGAGCUGCUGUCUGCUGGACUGAAGAGUCCACACUGUCACCUGGAGACUCUCAGGCUGUGGGUCUGUCAGCUGUCAGAGAGAAGUGGAUCUCUUCUGGCCUCAGUCCUCAGCUCUCCCUCCUCUAGUCUGACACACCUGGACCUGAGCUACAACAACCUGGAGGAUUCAGGAGUGGAGCUGCUGUCUGCUGGACUGAGGAGUCCUCACUGUCACCUGGAGACUCUCAGCCUGUCAGGGUGUAUGGUCUCACAACAAGGCUGUGCUUCUCUGGCCUCAGCUCUGAGCUUGAACCCAUCUCAUCUGAGAGAGCUGGACCUGAGCUCCAAUCUUCCAGAGGGACCUGGACUGGAGCUGCUGUCUGCUGGAUUGAACAGUCCAGACUGGAGGCUGGAGACUCUCAGGGUGGAUGACUGUGGAUUACAGCAUUAAACAUCUGAACCGUAGGAACUGUAAGUCUGGAUUUUAUCACCUGGAGUUCUCAGACCUGAACUUCCUACAGCGGCUUCCAGAACAAACCUUCUAUGAGCAGAUUUUGAAGACUGACAGUUGCAGUGCCACACGAAGGUUUGCCACUUCAGGUCCUACAGCUGGAAACCAGUGUGACUUGACCCUUCUCCUGAGUUCAGGAGCUUCAUUAAAUCCUGUUCCACAAAAAAACAACACUGGCAUUUGUCAGUCAGAUAUUAGAAGACAUCAUCAUCGUGUUCCCAACGUCAGACAGAUUCACCAACCGUCUAUAGUUCAGCUCCUGACUUUAUUGAGACAGAUCAUCAAGAACGUACUGGGAUGCUUCACUCUUCCUGCUGACUCUACUUGAUUGAAUGUCUCUGUUACUGGGAGGUGGAGAGGAGAGGAAGUGUAUCCUUCUGAUGAUGGUAGAUAUAAAGUCUAGAGCUCAGGUGUCAGUGACAGAGCUGGAGUGUUGGCUCCUCUGAAGGCUGACCUUCUUAAGCUUCUGUGGGAUUUGGACUAUAAAUAAAUAUAAUUUAUGUAUCGUAUUUUUUAAUUUUUAUUUUAAGGGAAUAAUUUAUAUCUCACUCAAGUAUAACCCACAGUAAUGCUGAAAUUUGAAGUAUCAUAUAUCUGGAAUAAAACGAGAUUUUGGAUCCUGUCGGACUCAAUCACGUAGGACGCGAUGUCUUCAAGACAUUAC
This is a messenger RNA of Synchiropus splendidus (mandarinfish), 10771 nucleotides long. RefSeq lists its product as uncharacterized. The transcript has 28 exons. Bases 2719 to 10047 code for a protein of 2442 amino acids. NCBI's taxonomy places the organism in Eukaryota, Metazoa, Chordata, Actinopteri, Syngnathiformes, Callionymidae. The record is from RefSeq and is a predicted model, not a curated record. Gene Ontology annotation, molecular function: protein binding.